Didymella exigua CBS 183.55 is the source of this 1149-nucleotide messenger RNA. RefSeq lists its product as uncharacterized. Gene Ontology annotation, biological process: protein import into peroxisome matrix, docking. Gene Ontology annotation, cellular component: peroxisomal importomer complex; peroxisomal membrane. The record is from RefSeq and is a predicted model, not a curated record. The coding region runs from base 1 to 1149 and encodes 382 amino acids. The transcript is spliced from 3 exons. Lineage: Eukaryota; Fungi; Ascomycota; Dothideomycetes; Pleosporales; Didymellaceae. Gene Ontology annotation, molecular function: signaling receptor binding.
AUGGUCCGCGAGGACCUCAUAACAUCGGCGGUGUCCUUUCUCCAGGACCCGUCCGUAGCCAACGCACCGGUCGAGAAGCGCAUUGCGUUCCUGCAGUCGAAGAACCUCACACAAGAAGAGAUUGAUGUCUCGCUCGCUCGUGCCGCGUCAGACGACCCGAGCCAGCCAGCCUCGCCGCCACCGCAGUACUCGUCACCCCCAAGCAACGCAUAUCGCCCACCGCCGGCAGCCCCCGGGUAUGGCAGCGGCUAUCCUCCACAGUACUGGCCGCAGCAGGCACCGCCAGAACCGCCCAAGCGUGACUGGCGCGACUUCUUCAUCAUGGCGACCGUCAUGGGCGGCGUGGGCUACGGUCUCUACUUCACGGCGAAGCGCUACAUGCUGCCCAUCAUCUCGCCGCCCACGGCUCCGCAGCUCGAGCAGGACAAAGCCUCCAUCGACGAGUCGUUCAAGCGCGCCUUCGACCUGCUCGAGCAGCUCAACACGGACACGCAGGCCCUCAAGGAGAGCGAGGAAGCGCGCACAUCGCGCCUGGACAACGCGCUGGGCGAGGUCGAGUCGGUGCUCGCCAGCCUGAAAGACAGCAGCAAGCGCCAGGGCGACGACAACCGGCGCAUCGAAGACGACGUCCGCGGCCUGCGCGACCUGAUCCCCAAGGCGCUCGACGCGCAGAAGGAAGCCAGCGACGUCCGCCUCAAGGAGCUCUCGACCGAGCUGAAGAGCCUCAAGACGCUGGUUGGGACCCGCAUGAGCGCCCCUGCGCCCGCUGCCGCGCCCCGCUCAGCAUCCACAUCCUACUACGGCGCGCAGACCCAGUCGCCGUCACCGUCGCCGUCCCAGGCCCAGACGCCGGCUCCGGCGGCCACAACGGGGUCCAGCACCCCCGUCCCCGCCGCAGCGCCCGAGCAGCCUGCCGCAGGCGCAACCGAGAUGGCGUCCUCGACCCCGGCCAUGCCCGGCGGCGCAAGCACAGGCGCCCUGAACGGGACCGCCGCGCCGCUGGCAGAGAAACCAGCGCAGUCGUGGCGCGGGACACAGGGCCGCGCAGCCAUCCCCGCGUGGCAGAUGGCGGCGGCGAAGAAGAGCGAGGAGAGCGCCGCGAAGAAGGAUACGAGCGCGAGCGGGACCGUGGAGGCGAGCAGCUCGUAG